Molecule: messenger RNA, 658 nt
Organism: Ilex paraguariensis (yerba mate)
Lineage: Eukaryota; Viridiplantae; Streptophyta; Magnoliopsida; Aquifoliales; Aquifoliaceae
Source: the annotation of a GenBank genome assembly
AUGGCACCACCAAUGCUCUUCCGACUCAUUCUUCUGUUUCUCCUUUCCGGCAUGAUCACGUCGUGGUCCAUCGUCAAGACUCUCCCAGGCUAUCUUAGUGAUCUCCCGUUUCAACUAGAAACUGGUUACGUUGGCAUAGGAGAAAAAGAUGAAAUACAGCUGUUCUGCUACUUCAUUGAAUCAGAAAGGAGUCCGAAAGAUGAUCCUCUCAUACUUUGGCUUCCUGGCGGCCCUGGUUGUUCUGGUCUUCGUGCCUUUUUCUAUGAAAUCGGUACGUUUGAUACUCUUAAACUCAUCGAAUAAGUUGAACUUUCCAAAACUUAGGUGGUCAGUGUUCUAGCAAGUGUUAAUGGUCUCCUGCAUGCAUAGUGUUAUUUCAGAAACAAUGAUGCCUUCAACUGUAAUAUGAUAAAUUAAAGAAAGGUGUUAUUUGGACUUAAUUUAAUUAAAAAGGGUUUGUGUGUACUUUCUCUGGAAAGUAAAAGUACAACUCCCAUCAAUCAGGCGAACAAUCCUUCGGUCAAUAAAAGACGGCAAAAUCUUAAAAAAAUCACGUUAAGGUUUCGCUUUGAUUAGAAAGAAAAUAACGUUAGAAAUUGAAUGCGAUAAAAAAUGAAAUAAAAGAAAAGAACAGAAAAUAUAUAUUUAGUUAAUAUGA